CAUUGUUCUCUAGUUGUUCUUCUGUCUACUGUGAACCUCCACCAUCCACCAUGGGUGAUGCUCUGAUGGGCGAGUUUGGGAAGGCUGCUCCUUUUCUGAGGAAGUCGGAGAAGGAGCGUCUGGAGGCUCAGACCAGACCUUUUGACAUCAAGACUGAAUGUUUUGUUGUUGAUGAUAAAGUAGAGUAUACCAAAGGGCAGAUCCUCAGCAAAGAAGGAAGCACAGUGACCGUCAAGAAGGAGGAUGGAUCAACAGUGACGGUGAAGGAGUCCGACGUUCAUCCCCAGAAUCCGCCAAAGUUUGAUAAAAUUGAAGACAUGGCAAUGUUUACUUUCCUCCAUGAGCCGGCGGUGCUGUUUAACCUUAAAGAGCGUUAUGCUGCAUGGAUGAUUUACACCUACUCUGGGCUCUUCUGUGUUACUGUCAACCCAUACAAGUGGCUCCCUGUCUACGACUCUGAGGUGGUGGCAGCCUACAGGGGUAAGAAGAGGAGUGAAGCUCCCCCUCACAUCUUUUCCAUUUCAGAUAAUGCCUACCAGUACAUGUUAACCGACAGGGAGAAUCAGUCCGUCCUCAUCACUGGAGAAUCCGGGGCAGGAAAGACAGUUAACACCAAGAGGGUCAUCCAGUACUUCGCCAGCAUUGCUGCAGUUGGAGGUGGAGCCAAAAAAGACAGCAGCAAGGGGACACUGGAAGAUCAAAUCAUCCAGGCAAACCCAGCACUUGAGGCAUUUGGCAACGCCAAAACUUUGAGAAAUGACAAUUCAUCUCGAUUUGGAAAAUUUAUCAGAAUUCAUUUUGGCACAAGUGGCAAACUGUCAUCGGCCGAUGUCGAGACGUAUCUGCUGGAGAAGUCCCGUGUUACUUUUCAGCUUAAGGCUGAGAGGGACUACCACAUCUUCUACCAGAUCCUGUCCAAUCAGAAGCCUGAACUGUUGGAUCUGCUGCUUAUCACCAACAAUCCAUACGACUACUCUUACAUCUCCCAAGGAGAGGUAAUGGUUGCCUCCAUCAACGACUCUGAGGAGCUGAUGGCCACAGACAGUGCCUUUGACGUGCUAGGCUUCACUUUGGAAGAAAAAACAGCUGUCUACAAGCUGACUGGGGCAAUUAUGCACUACGGCAACAUGAAGUUUAAACAGAAGCAGCGGGAGGAGCAGGCUGAACCGGACGGUACCGAGGCUGCAGAUAAAUCAGCUUACUUAAUGGGGCUCAACUCUGCAGACCUCAUCAAAGGACUGUGCCAUCCCAGAGUCAAAGUAGGAAAUGAAUAUGUUACCAAGGGCCAAAGCGUGGACCAAGUCUACUAUGCCAUUGGUGCCCUGGCUAAGUCGGUGUAUGAGAAGAUGUUCAGCUGGAUGGUGGUGAGAAUCAACCAAUCACUGGACACCAAGCAGCACCGUCAGUACUUCAUAGGAGUGCUGGACAUCGCUGGUUUUGAAAUCUUUGAUUUCAACACAUUUGAGCAGCUGUGCAUUAAUUAUACAAAUGAAAAACUGCAACAGUUUUUCAACCAUCACAUGUUUGUCCUAGAGCAAGAAGAGUACAAAAAAGAGGGAAUCGAAUGGGAGUUCAUUGACUUUGGAAUGGAUCUUCAGGCCUGUAUCGACCUGAUUGAGAAGCCUUUGGGGAUCCUUUCAAUUCUAGAAGAAGAGUGUAUGUUUCCCAAAGCCAGUGACCAGACCUUCAAGGCCAAGCUCUAUGAUAAUCAUCUGGGCAAGAACAAGAUGUUUGAGAAGCCGAGGGCAACAAAGGGGAAGUCAGAGGCUCAUUUUGCCCUGGUUCACUAUGCUGGUACCGUCGAUUACAACAUUGGCGGCUGGCUGGUGAAAAAUAAAGACCCUCUGAAUGAAACUGUGGUUGGCCUUUACCAGAAGUCCUCCCUUAAGCUGCUAAGUCUCCUGUUUUCAAGCUUCUCAGGAGCUGAUAGUGCAGACAAAGGAGGUGGUAAAGGAGCCAAGAAAAAAGGUUCUUCAUUCCAGACAGUUUCUGCUCUUCACAGAGAAAACCUAAACAAGCUGAUGACCAACCUGAAGACCACUCAUCCCCACUUUGUCCGCUGUCUGAUUCCCAAUGAAAGGAAAACUCCAGGGGUCAUGGAUAACUGCCUUGUGAUGCACCAGCUUCGCUGUAAUGGUGUCUUGGAAGGCAUCAGGAUCUGCAGGAAGGGUUUCCCAAACAGGGUGCUCUAUGGCGACUUUAAGCAACGCUACAGAAUCUUGAAUGCCUCUGCAAUCCCAGAAGGCCAGUUCAUCGACUGUAAGAAGAGUGCUGAGAAGCUGUUGGGAUCACUCGACAUUGACCACACCCAGUACAAGUUUGGCCACACAAAGGUAUUCUUCAAAGCUGGGCUGCUGGGAACACUUGAAGAGAUGCGAGAUGAGCAACUCUCCCGGAUCAUCACCAGGAUUCAAGCAAAUGCUAGAGGAAUUCUGAUGAGGGAGAAGUUUGCUAAACUUGUUGAACGCAGAGACGCCCUGAUGGUUAUUCAGUGGAACCUCCGAUCAUUUCUGGGUGUGAAGAACUGGCCCUGGAUGAAGCUGUUUUUCAAGAUUAAACCCCUUCUGAAGAGUGCUGAGGCUGAAAAGGAGAUGGCCAAUAUAAAAGAUGAAUUCAAGAAGGUGAAGGAAGCUCUGGAGAAAUCAGAAGCACGGCGAAAGGAACUAGAAGAGAAAAUAGUAACUCUUCUCCAAGAGAAGAAUGACUUGACUCUGCAGAUACAGUCUGAACAGGACACGCUGACAGACGCUGAAGAACGCUGUGAACAGCUCAUCAAGAGUAAGAUUCAACUGGAGGCCAAGCUGAAAGAGAUGAACGAAAGACUGGAAGAUGAAGAGGAGCUGAAUGCAGAUCUUACGGCUAAGAAACGCAAACUUGAAGAUGAGUGCUCCGAGCUGAAGAAGGACAUUGAUGACCUGGAGCUAACUUUAGCCAAGGUGGAAAAGGAGAAGCAUGCUACAGAGAAUAAAGUGAAAAACCUCAUGGAAGAGAUGGCUUCUCAGGAUGAGAACAUCCUGAGGCUGACGAAAGAGAAAAAGGCACUGCAGGAGGCCCACCAGCAGACACUGGAUGACCUUCAAAGUGAAGAAGAUAAAGCCAACAGUCUGACCAAAGCAAAUGCUAAACUAGAACAGCAGGUAGAUGACCUGGAGGGCUCGCUGGAACAAGAGAAGAAGGUCAGGAUGGACUUAGAGCGCUCAAAGAGGAAGCUCGAGGGUGACCUGAAACUGACCCAGGAAACUCUUAUGGACUUGGAGAAUGACAAGCAGCAACUGGAAGAAAAACUCAAGAAAAAGGACUUUGAGGCCAGCCAAAUAAACUCAAGACUCGAAGAUGAGCAGGUUGCCUCAGUUCAGCUCCAGAAGAAGCUGAAAGAAAACCAGGCAAGAAUUGAGGAGCUGGAGGAAGAACUGGAUGCUGAGCGUGCAGCGCGGGCAAAAGUGGAGAAGCAGCGCUCAGAUCUUUCCCGUGAGCUGGAGGACAUCAGUGAACGUCUGGAGGAAGCUGGUGGAGCCACAUCAGUUCAGGUGGAGCUUAAUAAGAAGAGAGAUGCUGAAUUUCAGAAGCUGCGCAGGGAGUUGGAGGAGUCAACCCUUCAGCAUGAAGCUACUGCCGCCACACUGAGGAAGAAACAUGCUGACAGCGUUGCUGAACUUGGAGAACAAAUAGAUAAUCUGCAGCGUGUGAAGCAGAAACUGGAGAAGGAGAAGACUGAGCUUAAACUGGAGCUGGAUGACUUGGCCUCCAACAUGGAGUGCAUAGUGAAGGCCAAAUCCAACAUAGAGAAGAUGUGCCGUACAAUGGAAGACAACAUGAACGAGUACAAGAGUAAAUACGAGGAGGCUCAGCGGACCGUCAAUGACUUGACAACUCAGAAGGCCAAACUGCUCACUGAAAACGGAGAGCUAGGGCGUCAGCUGGAGGAGAAGGAGUGUUUGAUUUCACAGCUGACGAGAGGAAAGAACUCGUACAACCAACAAGUGGAAGAUCUGCGCAGACAACUGGAGGAGGAGGUAAAGGCAAAGAAUGCUCUCGCACAUGCGUUACAAUCUGCUCGGCACGACUGCGAUCUGCUUCGGGAACAGUUUGAAGAAGAGCAGGAAGCUAAGGCCGAGCUGCAGAGGGCUCUGUCUAAAUCCAAUACAGAAGUAUCAGCAUGGAGAACUAAAUAUGAGACUGAUGGGAUCCAAAGAACAGAGGAGCUUGAAGAAGCAAAGAAGAAGUUGGUUCAGAGACUGCAGGAAGCUGAGGAGGCUAUUGAGGCUGUGAAUGCAAAGUGUUCAUCCCUUGAAAAGACCAAACACCGCCUCCAGAAUGAGAUUGAAGACCUUAUGCUGGAUCUGGAGAGAUCUAACGCAGCCUCCGCAGCCCUGGACAAAAAACAAAGAACCUUUGAUAAAGUCCUUGCAGAGUGGAAGCAAAAGUUUGAGGAGUCACAGUGUGAAUUAGAGUCCUCCCAGAAGGAAGCUCGUUCUCUGAGCACUGAACUCUUCAAACUGAAAAAUGCCUAUGAGGAAUGCUUGGAUCAUCUUGAGACAAUAAAGAGAGAGAACAAGAACCUUCAGGAGGAGAUUUCUGACCUCACUGAACAGCUUGGGGAGGGCGGCCGCAGCGCCCACGAGCUGGAGAAGAUCCGAAAGCAGCUUGAACAAGAAAAGGCUGAACUCCAGUCAGCACUGGAGGAAGCAGAAGGUUCUCUGGAACAUGAAGAGACCAAGAUCCUGCGAACCCAGAUGGAAUUUAACCAGGUGAAGGCUGAAAUUGAGCGUAAACUGGCUGAAAAGGAUGAGGAAAUGGAGCAGGCUAAGAGGAACUACCAAAGGAUGCUUGAGUCUCUUCAGUCUUCUCUGGAGUCUGAGACCAGGAGCAGAAAUGAGGCUUUGAGAGUCAAAAAGAAGAUGGAGGGUGACCUCAACGAGAUGGAAAUCCAGCUGAGCCUGGCCAACAGGCAGGCAGCAGAUGCCCAGAAACAGGUCAAGACCCUUCAGGCUUUCCUGAAAGAUGCUCAGCUCCAGCUGGACGAUGCCCAGCAUGGCAACGAUGACCUGAGAGAAAACACAGCUUUGUUGGAGCGUCGAAACAAUCUGAUCCAGGCUGAGCUGGAGGAGGUGAGGGCUGCCCUAGAGCAGACAGAAAGAAGUCGGAAACUAGCAGAACAGGAACUUACUGAUGCAACAGAGCGGAUGCAGCUGCUGCACUCCCAAAACACCAGCUUGAUCAACCAGAAGAAGAAACACGAGGCUGAUCUGCUCAACCUGCAAAAUGAGCUGGAGGACACUAUACAGGAAAGCCGCAAUGCUGAAGAAAAAGCAAAAAAGGCCAUCACAGAUGCAGCCAUGAUGGCUGAGGAGGUUAAGAAGGAGCAGGACACCAGCGCCCAUCUGGAGCGUAUGAAGAAAAACAUGGAACAGACCAUCAAGGACUUGCAGCACCGCCUGGAUGAAGCAGAGCAGAUUGCCAUGAAGGGUGGCAAGAAGCAACUCCAGAAACUGGAGGCUCGCAUCAAAGAGCUGGAGAAUGAGCUGGAGGCAGAGCAGAAGAGAGGAACCGAGUCCAUCAAGGGGGUUCGAAAGUACGAGCGCCGGAUCAAAGAGCUCACUUACCAGACGGAGGAGGACCGCAAGAACAUGGCCCGUCUGCAGGACCUAGUGGACAAGCUGCAGCUAAAGGUCAAGUCCUACAAGCACACAGCCGAGGAGGCAGAGGAGGCGGCUAACGCCAACAUGGCCAAGCUCCGCAAGCUGCAGCACGAGCUGGAGGAGGCCGAGGAGAGAGCCGACAUCGCAGAGUCACAGGUGAACAAGCUGAGAGCCAAGACCAGGGACGGAUCCGCCAAGAAGGGCCUGGAUGACUGAGGAGGUCUAUAAAUCAGAUGGUUCUGGAUGUCCGGUACCAAACCUGCCACGAUCAUCCCUGCUAACGUGUUUGUGUAUUAUAUUAAGUGUUCCAGUGUUGUUGAGCGUUAGUUUUCUGCGGUUGCACCUUUCACACAGAUAUAAUAAGCUCAUUUUGCAUAAAGUAUUUAAUAUUUUGCUUUAAAAUGGAGAGAUCUAUGCCUUAUGAUUCCAUAAAUAUAUCUAGAAAUAUGUAGACCAUACACAUGAGCCAUAUAUUUGGACAUAUAUUUAUGACAGUGGAUAAUUAAUUUGAUUAUCUGUUUGUGCAUUUUGUAACACUUGUACUAAAUUUGCCACCUCUGCAAACCAGUAAAUUCCAGAUUAGAAGAUGGAGUUAGAGUCGCUGCUUUCUGGGUUUGACAGCUUUUAGUUUGAUGUCUGCUGAGCACUUAAAUCUUCUAUAUGAAACUGAUUCCACCAAAGUGACUUGAGACAUCAGAUUUAUUGCAACGAUGGUUCACCUGUUUGUCCAGAGCUUCUUUUAUUCAACACACAUUUAUGGUGAAAGGCUUCAGUUUGAGCUAAAUAGAAUCUCUGCCAGCCAAUCACUGGGAAGAAUUCACACCUUGUAUAAACUCUGAAGAUCUCCUAAAAGUCAACAUCUCUUCACCUGUUGAAAUUCCUUGUAAGUGUAGGCCUUUAAAAUAAAUGUUUGAUCUAAAGAAGGAGAGCUCAUGUCACCUCAGCUCCUCGGUUCCUCAGCCAGAGGGCUGCUGAACAUGAUGGUGUACUGAUGGUGUACUGUGUGGAAAAAUGAGAAUGAACACUGAUGAUUAUAAAGAACUUGUCUCCAGUUUAUGUUUCGUGGUCAUUGAUAGAACUUGUAUCAUCAGAACCGUUUUAUUGCAGAGUUUUUCACAACCGGUCUUUAUAAGCCCGGUGUUGGAUUAACACCUUGUUAAAGACAACUCUCUUAAAGUGCCAUGACAUUUCAAUCAAGUGGAAGUCUGGGAUUUGACUGGGCCAUUCCAGUACCUUCGUUCUUGUCUUUUUCAGCCAUCCUACUGUAGAUCUGCUGCUGUGUUUGGAUCAUUGUUCUGUUGAUGACCUGGUUUGGACCAAGCAUCAGAUGACCUCAUAAUUGACUCAAUGUAAUUUGAUUAAUUCAUGGCCAGGUGCAAAAUGAGCCCACAUCAUCACACUGCCACCACCGUGCUUGACAGUUGGUUAGAGCUGUUUGUGCUGAUAUGCUGUGUGUGUUUUUUCCAAACACGGUUCUGUGUAAAACAUCUCUGCUUUGGUUUCUGUCCAAACAAAAUGGCCCAAGCCGUGUGGUUCAUUUUUAUGCAAUAUGCCAACCUGAAUAGUUCAGUGUUGUUCUAACUGUCCCAUCGUGAUCCUUAACCUUUAACCUGCUAACUGAGGCCUGUUGAGUCUGGGAUGGAGCUCUUGGGUUUUCGGUCAUUUCCCUGAGCUUCAAGCUCUGACCUUGGGCUGAACCUGCUGGGAAGAUUGGCAGCUGUCUGAGAUGUUUUCCUCCUGGAAAUAAAUAUUUUUCUCAGACAAAUAGUGGACUUUAGAUUGUUUGGAAAUUACCUGAUACUUCUUCCCAGAUUAAUGGGCAGCACCUUCAGUGAGGUCAUCGUUGCUGAUGUCUUUCCAUCUUGGCAUUGUUUUAACAGAUACUUGUGUGGACCAAUUGUUGAUCAUAAUUUUACACACAGCUUUGGCUUAAAAAAUAAAAAUAGUAAGCUUUUAUUUUGAAGGACUAAUGGGAUUUUGGUAGUGACCCGGUUUACCUUCACAGUCUGAGUAUGAACCAGUUGAGGCGUCCCGAUGUGGGUCCAGAGCGGGAUGAUGGGUGGUCCCGGAGGGGAAGGAUCUCCGGUGGUCUUCAGGCCUUCUGCUCGGCUGUGACAUCCACCUACAGUACCUCAGCAUGCGGGAGAAGAAGAGCUGGACCCCGGGGUUCGGACCCGCGGGACGCCGCAAACCGGCCAUCUACGCCGGGGAGAAGAAGGCGCAGCUGCAGGCCAGAGCCAACAAGAAGUGGGUGAGAGUCGCCACCGUGGUGGGGUACGUGCUGGUCGUGUCUCUAGCUGCUGUCCUCCUGGCUGUUUAUUACGGCUUCUUAUGGAAACCCACAUCCAGUCCCGGACCGGCUCCAACCAGCAACUGGACCACGAACGGGACCAGGGAGCUAAAAAGCGGUGCUGCGAGGAAAAGUCAGAAUGAGAAGAAAUGUGGCGUCAAUAACUGUAACAAUAACUGUUUUUCUGAUAAUGAUAAAUCUGUUAAUGAAGAGUUUAUUAACUUUUCUGAGAGAAAACAGGAAACUAACAAAUCUGACAGAACUUCUUCCACUUCCGUCCACCUUGUCUCUACCGGGGCCUCAGAGCCCCCUCAGGCCGCUCAUAGCGUCACCUCUCCGGCUCUGAGUAUCGCAGAGGCGGCGGCUGUCACCGCGGAGGAUCCGUCCAACCUCCCGACCCACCGGAGCACAACAAGCCCGGACCCGGCGGCUGGUGCCCCGGGGACAGAGGCGGACUUCUCCGGGUCCGGAACCGAGGACUGAGAAAUUAUAUUAAAUAAUUACCAAACUUUAUUUUAACCGUCAUCUGUAGACUUAUACACUCCUCACUACUUAAUGCAUGUUUGGUUACAGCCAAAUAAAAUGAUUUUCUUCAAAAUGA
Girardinichthys multiradiatus is the source of this 8530-nucleotide messenger RNA. It is a transcript of the gene myh6, whose product is annotated as myosin, heavy chain 6, cardiac muscle, alpha. Gene Ontology annotation, molecular function: ATP binding; actin filament binding; cytoskeletal motor activity. NCBI's taxonomy places the organism in Eukaryota, Metazoa, Chordata, Actinopteri, Cyprinodontiformes, Goodeidae. The record is from RefSeq and is a predicted model, not a curated record. Gene Ontology annotation, cellular component: myosin complex. Bases 51 to 5855 code for a protein of 1934 amino acids. The transcript has 2 exons.